CUGUUGAAUUUCUGUUUGGCGGGAAUCGAAACUGAAAUUGACGUAGGUUAGUUAAAUGUUCUAGUUUGUGAGUAAUUUUCUUCAUUUCGUCUACUAUUUUACGAGACUUAUCAUUGAAAAUGGUAAACGAAACUCCAAAGAAACAUUAUGUGAUCAAGAGGAAUGGCAAGCAGGAAGAAGUUCAUCUUGACAAGAUUACUUCUAGAAUAGAAAAGUUAUGUUAUGGUUUGAACAAGGAUUAUGUCGAACCUGUUAAUAUCACGCUCAAAGUUGUUCGUGGUCUUUAUCAUGGCGUUACAACAGUCGAGUUGGAUACUUUGGCCGCUGAAACUGCUGCCAUGAUGACUACUGAUCAUCCAGAUUAUGGAAUAUUAGCUGCUCGAAUUGCUGUUUCCAAUUUACACAAAGAAACCAAGGAAAAUUUCAGCGAUGUUGUUGAAGAUUUAUACAACAUGAUCAAUGAGAAGACUGGUAGAAAAACACCUAUGAUUUCCGAUUUUCACUACAAAAUAAUUAUGGAGAAUGCUGAACGUUUAAAUGCAGCUAUUCGACAUGACCGAGAUUUCAACUACAACUACUUUGGUUUCAAAACUCUUGAGAGAUCAUAUCUUUUGAAGAUCAACAGAAAGAUUGUCGAAAGACCUCAGCAUAUGCUGAUGAGGGUGGGUGUAGGUAUUCAUGGAGCUGAUAUAGAUAAAGCUAUUGAAACGUACAAUUUGUUAUCGGAGAGGUAUUUUACACACGCAAGUCCAACUCUGUAUGCUGCUGCUACACCUAAACCACAAUUAUCCUCUUGUUUUCUCUUAAUGAUGCCAGAAGAUAGUAUUGAAGGCAUUUUUAAUUGCAUUACCAAAUGUGCCUACAUUUCUAAAUCUGCUGGUGGAAUAGGCGUAAACAUUCACAAUAUCAGAGCCAAAGGAACCUACAUUGCUGGUACAAAUGGCGUGUCCAAUGGUCUCGUUCCAAUGUUGCGAGUUUUCAACAACACAGCUCAUUACGUUGAUCAGGGUGGUAACAAAAGACCCGGCGCUUUUGCCAUUUACCUGGAACCUUGGCAUGCGGAUAUUUUCGAGUUUUUGAAUCUCAAGAAAAAUACCGGUAAGGAUGAAGUUCGUGCAAGAGAUCUCUUUUACGCACUUUGGAUUCCUGAUCUGUUCAUGAGAAGAGUUGAAAGUAAUGGAAAGUGGUCGUUGAUGUGUCCCCAUUUAUGUCCCGGGCUCUCGGAUUGCUGGGGCGAAAAGUUCGAAAAGCUUUACGAGUCUUACGAAGCCGAAGGGAAGUUUGUUCGUCAAGUUGAUGCCCAAAAAUUGUGGCAUGCCAUAAUCACAUCACAAGUUGAAACAGGAACUCCCUACAUGCUGUACAAAGAUGCGUGUAACAAAAAAAGCAACCAACAGAAUCUCGGAACGAUCAAAAGUAGCAAUUUGUGUACAGAAAUUGUCGAAUAUACAUCACCUGAUGAAAUUGCUGUUUGUAAUUUAGCAUCUAUUGCGGUUAAUAUGUUUGUCGAUAAAGAGAAAAAAGAAUAUAAUUUCCAAAGACUGAAAGAGGUUACCAAAGUUGUUACUAAGAAUUUGAAUAAAAUAAUCGAUGUCAACUACUAUCCGGUACCGGAAGCGAAAAAUUCUAACUUCAAACAUAGACCUAUCGGCAUUGGUAUCCAAGGCCUUGCUGAUGCUUUCAUUCUCAUGAGAAUCCCCUUCGACAGUCCAGAAGCUCUCCUUUUGAAUCAGCAAAUCUUCGAAACUCUGUAUUAUGGAGCUUUAGAAGCAAGUUGCGAGAUAGCAGAAGUUGAAGGUACCUAUUCUUCCUAUGAAGGAUGCCCAGUCAGCAAGGGAAUCCUUCAAUAUGAUAUGUGGAAUGUUACACCGACAAAACUGUGGGACUGGACGGUACUCAAAGAAAAGAUAGCUAAACAUGGUGUUCGCAAUUCUUUGUUAUUGGCACCAAUGCCAACUGCUUCUACUGCCCAAAUUUUGGGAAAUAAUGAAUCUUUUGAACCCUACACCUCCAAUAUUUACACGAGAAGAGUACUCUCCGGAGAAUUCCAAGUUGUGAAUCAUCAUUUAUUGAAAGAUCUGACUGACCUCGGUCUUUGGGAUGAUAUUAUGAAAAACCAGAUAAUCGCAAAUUGUGGUUCUAUCCAAAAUAUCCCAACUAUUCCUGAUGAACUGAAGAGAAUUUAUAAGACGGUUUGGGAAAUAUCGCAGAAAGUUGUUCUUAACAUGGCUGCUGAUAGAGGAGCUUUCAUUGAUCAGAGUCAAUCUCUCAAUAUUCAUGUUGAAAAACCAACAUAUGGCGUUUUGAGCUCGAUCCAUUUCUACGGCUGGAGGAAAGGAUUGAAAACUGGGAUGUAUUAUUUACGUACUAAACCAGCUGCAAGGCCUAUCCAAUUCACUGUGGAUAAACAAAAAUUAAUGGUCAAAAAUGAUCAGCCAAAAGAAGUACCAAAGCCUUCCAAAGAGGAAAAGCCAAAAGAUGUUGCAAUUGAGGAAAAAAAGGAUGAAGAUAAAAAAACCGAUGAAGAGUUAGCCAAGUUGGUUUGUUCUUUACAAAAUCCAGGAGCAUGUGACAUGUGUGGUGCUUAAACUUAAUGCUCUAAUAUUAUUUAUAGGAAUACUUAUAUUUAAAGUUACUUAAAUUUGUUCACUUCAGUUUUUCAAUAAAAUUUUCACCAGA
Harmonia axyridis is the source of this 2679-nucleotide messenger RNA. RefSeq names its product ribonucleoside-diphosphate reductase large subunit (gene RnrL). Bases 120 to 2588 code for a protein of 822 amino acids. Gene Ontology annotation, cellular component: ribonucleoside-diphosphate reductase complex. NCBI's taxonomy places the organism in Eukaryota, Metazoa, Arthropoda, Insecta, Coleoptera, Coccinellidae. The transcript has 4 exons. The record is from RefSeq and is a predicted model, not a curated record. Gene Ontology annotation, molecular function: ATP binding; ribonucleoside-diphosphate reductase activity, thioredoxin disulfide as acceptor. Gene Ontology annotation, biological process: DNA replication; deoxyribonucleotide biosynthetic process.